AUGGUUCUAGUGCAAGAUAUUGAAUCCACCCUUUUAGGUGGAAAAGAGAUCAAUGAUAUUCUAGAAGCUACUGUUUCUACGCUUUCUGCUGACAGAAUUCUAGCGCAAAUUGGCGUUGGUCUCCCGAUUCUUCUCCUAGCAGCAGCGAUUGUUAUUGACCCCAGUUUGAACAAGCUCUCUUCUAUUGAAUGCGCUCCAUAUGGUAACGAAGGGUACACAGAUGGAUUAUACAAUCAAAACUACUGUUGGGAGCGGCUUCAAAAUCUCGGCUCGACAAAUCAAACUUCUGAUGGGCAUUUCCAGCACCAUAAGCUCUUUCCCUACCUGUUUUUCGGUCUCGCCUUUAUCGUUUUUAUCCCUCAUUGUCUCUUCACGUUGGUUUAUCAGGAGAAGAUCAGGACGCAUUGUGUAUUUAUGAUGUCGGCACUAGAAGAAGGGAUUUUCGAAAUGUUCUCGGCGAUAAAAACGCUUCUAAACACAGAUGGCGAUCAAAAUGAGCUGAAGGUGACAAGAACACGAAUACGGGACGUGUUUGAAUCGUCAGCGAAAUCAUGGGAGCUUGACAAGUUCGAGAUUGAUCAAGUUUACUGCCCGAUCAUCAAUAACAUCGAGAAUGAAGAAAGUGGUCAUUUUUGCACCAUUUCCGAUAUUGCCACGAGACUGUUUAUCUGUCGAAUAUAUAUCAGCGAAAGCCAAAAAUCCUUGAGCUUCAAAGACGAUUGCCCAGAUAAAGACCUGCAGCAAGAGUGCAAUGCAACAUGUCGUCUUGAAUAUAACAGGUGCCAAUUGCUUUGUGAGACAGAUUACUGUCUGUCUUUUUGCGUCACACAGUACGAAACCUGUUUGAAUGAUUGCCCGUGCGGUAAGAACUGCAUCGUUGGCUGCACUGACUGCGAUCAUCCACUCUGUACUACACCAAAGAACGUGUUCUUCUUGGUUAUUGUUGGUGAGGCCGUAGAUGAGUCUUAUGUUAUUUCUGGAGACGGAUCCACAUUUGUUCCAGCGAAAAUCAACGCUCCGAUUCCAGACGAUACAAAUUGGAAGGCAUAUACUAUCGAGUCAGUUUUUGCGAUUGUCAAAGAUGAAGUAUACGUGUUUGGCGGCGCAUAUGAAAGGGGCACCGAGAAAAGGAUUGUCAAAUUAAUUGAUUGCAACCUUGUUGAACUCUCGAUUCGAUUGAAUGGGGAAUACUUUGCUUCCGCGGCAGCAAUUGCUAUAGAUGAUGGAAAUGCGGCCUUGACUUGCACUGGUUGGCAAGGAAUAUGCGAGACUUUUGACACUGAAAAAGUCACAUUGACCCAUUUUCAAAAAUUUUCACACGCUUACGGCUCUGCGGUGAGGAUUGGCUCUUAUGUCUACGUUUUCUCUGGCUCAGUGAAAGAUUUCAAGGAUGAGUACCCAAUCGAGCGAAUCCAUUUAAAUUCUGAUGAAAUAAUCGGAACUGAAAUAAUUGGUUAUCAUGGUGAUCGCUACGACAUACCAAUACUCUAUCAAAUAUCAUCUGAUUUCUGUGUGUAA
Messenger RNA from Oikopleura dioica, 1518 nucleotides. NCBI's taxonomy places the organism in Eukaryota, Metazoa, Chordata, Appendicularia, Copelata, Oikopleuridae. The record is from the annotation of a GenBank genome assembly.